UGUCCAUCUCUUCCUUUUUUCUUCUUUUAAGUUUGUCUCUCAUUCAUUUCAUCCCGAUAAUUUAUCGUGAAGAAUCAUACACGCAAUCAAUUGAAUGAUACAGUUUUGGCAAAUUCGGAUUUCCGAUGCUCCAUAGAUUAAAUCUUAUACAAAUUUUGUCAAAAAAUAUUCUAAAGAUCAUUUUUCUAUCUUUACAAUUGUGCUAAAAUAACUCGCGAUUUUUUCUUUCGAAAAAAUCGAAGUAAUUACUAGUUUUCAUAGAUUUCCGAAUUUUUUAUAUCAAAGAACAUGCAAAAAUACUCUUAUAUGUUUUUAAUAGGCGCGAGAAUGUAACAAUAAAAUAUGAAAACUUUAAUCUAACCGAACUUGUGUGUAUCAUCAGUUUCAGAAUCGUUUUCAGACCGGCAACUAGCAAGUUUUAAUUUGUGUGCUUGGAUAUUCUUCUCAUUUUCUUGUACAUUCUUAUAUAUACCUAUUACAUUCCGUGGAGAUGGCGAGUUUGAAGGUGCGAGUGAAUUCUCCGACGGUGCGUUAUUCGGAAGAUUUCAUCGAAGCAGAAUACGAGUACCGGACAACUAGCGUGGCUGAGGGCGACGAGAAUGAUGAUAAUAUAUAUACGGUGUCACCCACAUUGACAAGAUUACUGAUCAAGACCAUGAUGAAGGUUCCCAAGCUGGGAUUGAUGAUGGUGGGCUGGGGUGGUAACAACGGUAGCACUGUAACAGCAGCUUUAAUUGCGAAUAAGCUCAAAUUAAAGUGGGAAACAAAGGAGGGUGAGAAAACUGCAAAUUGGUAUGGUUCUUUAACGCAAGCGUCCACUGUGAGAUUAGGCAGAAAAAGUGAAGGAGAGGAUGUUUAUGUUCCUAUCUCUAGUAUGCUGCCCAUGAUCAAUCCUGAUGAUAUCGAGAUUGAUGGUUGGGAUAUCUCAGAUGUAAAUCUUGCUGACGCCAUGACGCGCGCUAAAGUGUUGGAUAUAAAUUUGCAAGUACAAUUGCAACCCUACAUGGCACACAUGCGGCCCAGGAAGAGCAUAUACUACUCUGAUUUCAUCGCAUCGAAUCAAGGUAAAAGAGCAAAUAAUAUCAUCAUGGGCACUAAGGCUGAACAGCUCAACAAAAUUCGUAAUGAUAUUGUGGAAUUCAAAACUACGAAGAAUUUGGAUCAAGUGAUUGUCCUGUGGACUGCUAAUACCGAGAGAUUUACGGAAAUCAUAACGGGUGUUAAUGACACGGCCGAUAAUCUUCUGAAAGCAAUCAAGGAGAAUCAUUCAGAGAUUAGUCCCAGUACCAUGUUCGUUGUGGCGGCGGCUUUAGAAGGAUGUACUUACAUCAAUGGAUCGCCACAAAAUACUUUUGUGCCAGGUGUUUUUGAGCUAGUUGAAAGGCAGAAAACAUUUAUCGGUGGUGAUGAUUUCAAAUCUGGCCAGACAAAACUGAAGUCCGUGCUCGUAGAUUUUCUCAUAUCGGCCGGCAUUAAACCGGUAUCAAUUGUUAGUUACAAUCAUUUAGGAAAUAAUGAUGGAUACAAUUUAUCUGCACCACAGCAAUUUCAUUCAAAAGAGAUUUCCAAGAGCAAUGUUAUAGACGAUAUGGUGCAAUCCAACAAGAUUCUCUAUAAACCUGGAGAAAAACCGGAUCAUUGUGUCGUUAUCAAAUACGUUCCCUAUGUUGGUGAUAGUAAAAGAGCUAUGGAUGAAUACACUUCUGAAAUCAUGCUGGGUGGCCAUAACACUAUAGUGAUUCAUAACACGUGUGAAGACUCGCUCUUGGCAGCACCUAUCAUUCUUGAUCUCGUCAUCUUGGCCGAGCUCUGUUCUCGCAUUACUUUCAAGAAAAUGAACUCCGACGAAGAAUUUUCUAGUUUUCAUAGCGUGCUCUCUAUUCUGUCGUAUCUUUGUAAAGCUCCUCUAGUGCCACAAGGAACGCCGGUCGUAAAUGCCCUUUUCCGACAGCGGAGCGCUAUCGAAAACAUUUUACGAGCCUGCUUGUCCUUACCACCAGAGAACAACAUGUUGCUGGAACACAAGGUCACCUUCAAGAUUUAAAGAAGACGCGGUGAAAAGAAGAUUGAAGGAAUAUAAGAAAUCAAGCGGACAUAAGGUGGAAAAGCGAUAUAGCAAAAAUUUUGUUUAUUAUUAGAAGAGAUAGUAAUUUUUUUUUUAAGUUGUUUUCUUUAAUCAAAUCCAAUAGUACUAUUUCAAAAUUAAUUUCAAGGUUACAAUUUUGAAAUUUUGAAACGACAAUAACUUUGUUAUAGAAAGAGAAAAUAGUUAAUAGCAUUCUUAUAGUUAAGUUUUUUUAGUUACAUCUAGUAUAUUGAAACUAAUUUUUCAAGAUUAUCAUUUUGGAAUGGCAAGAAAAUGAUGUAAUUUUGAAGGCUGACUUUCCCAAUUUAUAAAAAAAUUAGUUUUAUAUAAAAAUUGUUUAAUAUAUAUAAAUAUAUAUAUAUAUAUAUUAAACAAUUUAUAUAUAUAUAUAUAUAUAUAUAUAUAUAUAUGUAAUAUAUUAAAAAUAUAUCACUCGUUAACUAAGAUUAUUAAUAUCAUAACAAAAUAAUUUUUUUUAACAUCUGAGCAAUUUCACACAUUAUAUACUAUUUUAUAUACUAGUCAAUAAUAUCAUUAAUUAAUUACUAUUAUAAUUAUUGUAGUAUAAUUAUUUUAUAUUUAAUGUUAGUUAUAUAU
This is a messenger RNA of Cataglyphis hispanica, 2683 nucleotides long. RefSeq names its product inositol-3-phosphate synthase 1-B (gene Inos). Bases 491 to 2044 code for a protein of 517 amino acids. The record is from RefSeq and is a predicted model, not a curated record. Gene Ontology annotation, molecular function: inositol-3-phosphate synthase activity. NCBI's taxonomy places the organism in Eukaryota, Metazoa, Arthropoda, Insecta, Hymenoptera, Formicidae. Gene Ontology annotation, biological process: phospholipid biosynthetic process; inositol biosynthetic process. The transcript is spliced from 8 exons. Gene Ontology annotation, cellular component: cytoplasm.